Fomitopsis serialis is the source of this 1788-nucleotide messenger RNA. RefSeq lists its product as uncharacterized. The coding region runs from base 1 to 1788 and encodes 595 amino acids. The transcript has 5 exons. The record is from RefSeq and is a predicted model, not a curated record. Lineage: Eukaryota; Fungi; Basidiomycota; Agaricomycetes; Polyporales; Fomitopsidaceae.
AUGUCCUCGAUACGUUACGUUCACGGGCGCGAUCCGCACAUCGUCGCCGACCCCGGCUCGGACGACAGACACGUCAUUGACUACGCUCACCACUACAGGCUAUCGUCUAAGGACACCCCUACAAUUUCCGACCUUUGGGAGGGGGAUACUGAAGGCGCAUCGCUCUCUCCCCCAUCCUCUGCCAGUGGUCCAACGUUCUCCCCCGAGCCCGGGGAGAAAGGGCUCUACGAAGAUAUUGCAGAGCUGGGCAACACGAUCAAGCAGUGGCACCUCGCCGACAAGAUCUUCGGAGCGCUGCUCGAAAAAGACGGUUUCCCUUGGCUCUUCAACACCAUCAUUAGCCACGACAACAUCACUAUCCAGGACUGGCAGGAAACAAGAGCAUUCCUUGAAGACCAUACACUACUCCUACGUUACCUAUCUUUUGCUUACGACCCCGCCAUGCGCAAACUGGACGUAUUCGGGCCAUCGAACCUACAUCAGGUAGUCACCAAUUCGAUGACCAAAGCAGUCUCAUCCACAGUCCAGCCAUCAUCGGCCCAAGUUGUUCUCAUGGACGGCGCGCGAGCACUCAUCAACGAUAACGUCGGAUACAUCCCUGACGCCGUGAUGACAAUCGGCGUGACAAAGAAACUGUCGACAAACGAUCCAAUCAACGUCACUCUUGACACGUUUGUGACUGAGACAUCGUACACCCAGACCCUCAAGAAGAUGCUCAAGAAACUCCUUAUUGCAAUGGUGAAACAGGGCGAGGGUCCGCUCCUCUUCACCGGUAUCAACAUCGAUGAACUCGACUACAUCGAUCCAACCAAAGACAAUUCAAAGCCGGACGACAAAGGCUUUGUAGCUGGAGGCGGCGAGGAGAACGACGUACUGUGCACCGGCUGGAAGCGAGGAGAUGAAGUGCUUGUCGGUAGGCUCAAAGGCCAAUGGUUUGUCUUCAUCCCAGAAGAUCGCGACGGAUUGCAAGAAGCCCUCGAUACGUACACUGUGAUUGACGACUGGAUGAAGUGGUUCUAUUGUGUGCCCAUCCAGCAUGAAUACCCGGAGGGCUCAGACGUCGCUGCAGUGCGCGAUGCCGUCGUCAAGAAAUAUCGAGGGGCUAUCCGCAACAUUCGCGAAGAGGCGCACAACCAACGCUUGCACGCUCUACUCCUCGAGGCGAUCAAGAAGCGGAAGGCAGACCUCGUGGCCAGCCUGCGGCGGCAGCUCCUCGAAACACCGGACUUCUUCGACCCUCCCAUACCGGAUCCCAUCCCUUCGUUCGUCAACGACAUCUGGGGCGGCGCGCGCCAUAUGGUGGAGGACAUCUUUAACGGGCGUGGUUACCGGGCCAACGACAGCAACUCGAAUGCGCCCAGAGGUGCCGCCAAGCGAGCAGCUCUCCUCGAAGUAGCAGAUAGCCUGAAGCGACAACUCGAGGAAGAUGAGAAGGCAGGCGACGCCGAGAUCAUCGACAGCUUCUGCAAGAAGCAGCGCAUGAACACGCCGCCGCCGCCUGUCCACUUGCAGGAAGGCGCGUCGCAGGAGACCCUAAUCGGAGACAAGGGGCACAGUGACGAUUCUGCCAACAGCUCUUUUGACUCGCAGGGCAGCGGGGAAUCUGCCGGCAGCGCGUUCGAUCUCAACCUGGCCUUGGCCGACUUCCGCUCGCUGGCCACCUCCCGUGAGACGAGGAGCGACACUAGGGGAGCGUCGAGGGGAGCGUCGAGGGGAACGUCGAGGGGAGCGUCGAGGGAACGUCAAGGGAACGUCGAGGGGAGCAUCGAGGGGAACAUCGGUGAAUAG